AUGGCUUCUUCAUUGGCUCUUCUUCUUCUUCUUCUCCUCGCCUCUUCUUCAAUGGCUUCAGCCGCCAUUGUUGAACACUCUUUCACCGUGGAAGACAUGACCGUUCGACGGCUCUGUCGUGACCAGGUGAUAACGGCGGUCAACGGUGAAUAUCCCGGUCCAACCAUUCAUGUUCAAGACGACGACGUUCUAAUCGUCCACGUUUCCAACAACUCCCCCUACGAUUUAACCAUUCACUGGCAUGGAGUAUUCCAGCUGCUAAGCGCGUGGGCCGACGGUCCGGAAAAUGUAACCCAAUGUCCGAUACGGCCAGGUGGAAACUACACGUACAGAUUCAAUAUCAAAGGACAAGAAGGAACUUUAUGGUGGCAUGCCCACUCGUCUUGGCUACGCGCCACCGUCCACGGCGCUCUUCUCAUCCGCCCCAAGUCCGGCCUACCGCUGCCGUACCAAAAGCCCUACAAAAAGGUUCCAAUAUUGUUGGGUGAGUGGUGGAAUGCCAACGUUGUCCACGUUGAAGAGGAAGGCCUCGCCGCCGGCCGCGGUCCUAAUGGCUCCGACGCCUACACCAUUAAUGGACUCCCCGGAAACCUCUACCCUUGCCCCCAAAACCAAACUUACCAACUCAAAAUGGCGCGUGGGAAGACUUCCUUGCUUCAAGUAGUCAACGCUGCACUCAAUAAUCAACUCUUUUUCAAGUUGGCCAAUCACAAUUUGACAGUUGUCGCCGUCGACGCCACCUACACCGUCCCUUACGUCACUGACGUAAUCGUCCUCGCUCCCGGCCAAACUACCGACGUCCUCGUCAACGCUGACCAGCCCCUAGGCUCGUACUACAUGGCGGCGCGUCCCUACGCUGAUACACGACCGCAAAUAGCCUUUCCAAACACUAUCACACGCGCCAUCGUUAUCUACGACGGUGCCCCAACGAAUUCCACUCCAAUCAUGCCACUCCUACCAGCCUUCAACGACACCCCCACAGCUCACAAAUUCUACACCAACCUCACCGCCCUCGUCGGUGCCCGCCACUGGGACCCAGCCCCCCGCCACGUGGACCAUCACAUGUUCGUCACGUUUCGUCUGAACCUAGCUCCGUGUGGGACACCCAAUGGCUGCGGCGGACCGAAUGGGCAGCGGCUGUCGGCGAGUAACAACGUGUCGUUCGUGAUCCCAAACGACGCCGGAUUGUCUAUGUUGGAGGCAUUUUUUCACAAGGUGGAAGGUGUUUAUACCGGAGAUUUCCCCGACCUGCCGCCGGUGGAAUUUGAUUACACGAAUUCGAGUAUAAGAUUGGAUAAUUCGUUGAUUUUCGCGGCGAAGGCCACGUCGGUGAAGAAAUUGAAAUUCAAUUCGACGGUGGAGAUUGUUCUGCAGAACACGGCGUUCAUCGCGAAGGAGAAUCACCCACUGCACCUCCAUGGAUUCAACUUCCAUGUUUUGGCGCAAGGCUUCGGGAAUUACGACCCGAUCCAUGACCCGGAAAAGUUCAAUUUUCUCAACCCUCAGAUCCGUAACACCAUUGCCGUCCCCAUCGGCGGCUGGCCUGUCAUCCGAUUCCAAGCCAACAAUCCAGGUGUAUGGUUGAUGCACUGCCACCUGGACGUUCACUUACCGUGGGGAUUAGCCAUGGGUUUUGAAGUCGCAAAUGGACCAACUCCGUCGACGAGGCUGCCUCCACCGCCGCAUGAUCUCCCCAAAUGCUUGGAAAAUCGUCUACAUUAAAUUUCUCGAA
Messenger RNA from Cucurbita moschata (crookneck pumpkin), 1732 nucleotides. RefSeq names its product laccase-7-like. Gene Ontology annotation, molecular function: copper ion binding; hydroquinone:oxygen oxidoreductase activity. Gene Ontology annotation, cellular component: apoplast. The record is from RefSeq and is a predicted model, not a curated record. Gene Ontology annotation, biological process: lignin catabolic process. Lineage: Eukaryota; Viridiplantae; Streptophyta; Magnoliopsida; Cucurbitales; Cucurbitaceae.